CGCGCACGAUGCGAAGGCAGAAUUGGAGAAUAAAAGACCCCAAAUCUUUCUCGACGGUAUUUCUCUACCCGUUCCGAUCAUCCCUCUCUCUCGAGCAUUUUCUGCGUUUCCUCGCCGCAGCCGAAAUAUCCAAGGUGCAAAUGGUGCAAUGGAAUAAAGCGCGAAAAUAAGAGAUUUCGUUUUCGAAGCGGAGAGAAACUUUUUCCCAUUCGAACUAAUUUCGACGUAAGGAAAAACGAGCGAGCCGAGUAACUCAAUCGGUUAUAUUCGUCUAUUGCGAAGCGUCAAUUGUCCCAAGAAAAAUGAAGGGCUAUAUUAAACGUGACGAGGAAGGCAGACCAGUUGUUGACAGCAAUGGAUUUAUUACAAUUUCAUGCGAAGAUGACAGCUUGGUUUUUCAACUACAUUUAUCAGAAAUUGAUGAAAAGGCAGAGCAAAUGUGCUUCAAUGUCAAUGGUACAGAUAUAUAUAUCGAUGUUUAUCCAUGGGAAAUGAUUGAGAAUGAUUCCGAAAAUGACAAAACAGAUAAUGCAGUUACUCCAGAAGAAGAUAAAACAAUUGUCCCAUCGACAAGCAAAAGUGGAAAUGCGCAUUUUCCUUGGUGUGAUGCCUCAACAAAAAUCUUUUUGAAAGAAUAUAAACUCAAGAAGGAAAUGGUAAAGAAUCGAUUACUGAAAAAUAUGAAGCUUGCGUAUCAAGAAAUAUCCAAAAGUUUGCAAGAUAAUGGAUUCACUGUAUCUCCUCUACAAGUAGAAAAUAGAUUUAAAACAUUGAAACGUGCUUAUAAAAAUAUGAUAAUGCAUAAUAGGAGGAAUGGAAGGGGAAAAUAUAUCUGCAGUUAUGAACAAGAUCUAGAUGAAAUCUUUUCCAAAAAUCUUCUAGGUGAUGAUACAGAUAUGAAAGAUGAUUAUGCAGAGUCAGAGUCUGGAAAGAGUACUAAAAAUCAUCAACCACAAGCGAUUCUUACAAGAAAUGCUAUAUCCAAUGAAACAGUAUGUAAUUCUGGCAAAAAUGAACAAUAUGCCAGAUUGGAAGCUCAGCAUAUGAAGUUAAUUGAUAAUCUGCAAAACUAUCAACGUAUGAUAAAGAGUUUAAUCACCAAAACAGACAACAGAAGUAAAACAUGCAAUGAUACACAAAAUAAAAUCUUGCAAAUAUGUAUGGAAAUGCAUGAUAUGCAGAAAGAAGCAUAUGCUCGUGCGGAAGAACAGAGAGAGAAAGCCAAUUUGCAGAGAGAAAUAAGAAAUAAUUUGCUCGAAGAAAUGUUAACGAUCCUAAGGCCUAAACAGGAAACAUAAUGCAAUCACUGUCAGAUAAGCAAAUGUGUAAUGCCUUGUUUUCAUUUUUAAUAAUUGCAAAAUAAAUUUAUUUAUUUUGUUAAAUGUAGGGAAAUCCUGACAUCUCGUUUUGUACAUUUUAUAAGUUUGUUACAAGACUAACAUUCUCUUAUCUGGCAACUUAUUACAAAUUGUAAUAAUACCUAUUACAAAUUGUAUAUUUAUGCAAUUUUUUUACAUAAGUGUAAAUAAGUAAAUGUACAUGUAUAUUAAUAUAAAAGUAUCAAAACUUAUUUUUCAUUAUCUUAUUCAGAACUACAUGGAAACAAGAAGAUGACAAAUCAAUGACAUGGAAAAGCAUGAUUCUUACGUUGUUGCAUUGUUGAUUGACAUAUAAAUUAUUAAUUUAAGCUACAUUAGGAAUCAAAAGUUUGAGCUCAAAUUCAACUUAUUUUU
Molecule: messenger RNA, 1733 nt
Organism: Nylanderia fulva
Lineage: Eukaryota; Metazoa; Arthropoda; Insecta; Hymenoptera; Formicidae
Source: RefSeq, a predicted model, not a curated record